CACAUUAAGCUUCCCCUUACGACAGACGAAAACAGACCAUGGUAGUUAGCAGGAGGUUUUCUGAUGUGGACGGGGGGUGGGCCUGGGCUGUACUGGGGGCCAGCUUCCUGUCCCUCCUCCUCAAUGGAUGCCUCCUGUACGGGGUGGGGAUCACGCACGUUGCACUGUUGCGUUUCUACAAGGAAUCGGACACUUACACGUCCUUUGUGGGGUCCUUAUUCUGCAGUUUGCUACAACUUGUAGGGCCAAUUGCCAGUCUCCUAAUCAACGUGUUCAACUGCCGACUGACUAUGAUCAUCGGGGGCAUCUUCAUCUUCAUUGGCUGCGCCUUAACGUAUUUUGCACACUCUUUGAAUGUUGCGCUCAUUACAUAUGGAAUCAUCGCAGGAAUCGGCAAUGGCUUAGUGGCCACGCCCCCUCUGGUUGCUGUUGGAUACUACUUCCGGAAAAAGAGAGGUAUCGCUGUUGGUUUAGCCGUUUCUGGAGCAGGUGCAGGAAUGUUCAUAAGCGGUCCUCUGUUCCAGUAUUUGUUUGAUGUGUAUGGAUUUCAAGGAGCAAUGUUGAUACUGGGUGCCCUCUUCGCAAACCAGAUCGUACUUGGAUGCAUAAUGAGACCAUCUCAAACCGAAACUUUCCAUAAAGAACUGCGAAGCAAAGACAAGGAUGGUCUACCGAGCGGGGUUAACCUUAGAAACUACCUCCACUUGGAUAUAUUUUGUGACAAAAUGUUCAUGGUAAUAAUACUACAAUUCUUGAUCUGGAACAUACCGUUCGCCAUGCUGAUCUUACAUCUGCCCAAUUUCUCUGUCGUGAAAGGUUCCACUGAGCAACAGGCGGCGUUCCUUAUUUUCCUGAUUGGGUUAUUGGGGACUUUUGGACGUGUUAUAACCGGAAUGGCUGUAAGUCCACAUGCUAUUGACCCAGUUUUACUCAAUAUGGGAGUAACUGGGGUGUUAGGUAUAAUCUGUUCCCUCUUUCCUUUUUACUCUAACACGUACGCUGGACAGAGUGCGUUUUCUUGUGUCUUUGGGAUAUAUAGCGGUGCACUCAUUACUUUGAUUACACCACUUAUCGUGGAACUUCUGGGUCUGGAGAAAUUGUCGUCUGCUGUGGGGAUUAUGUAUUGUAUCGGGGGAAUCGGCUACAUCAUUGGUCCUACUUUUGCAGGUUUCAUGAUAGAUAAUGGAGGAACAUAUGAGACAACAUUCUACAUUUCAGGCUUUCUUCUAAUUGCCUCCUCUCUGUUGACAUUGGUUUCAACGUUUUGGAGGAAGGAUUUCGGAGACCAGAAGACGUAUGAAUACGACAUUCCAGCAGAAGACCAAAGCAAGAAAAACUCCACGUUUCUGACCCAGUCGGGACUUCUUGCAGGAUCAAUGAUAAUUCAAGCAGACGAGAAGAUAGGAAGCGCAUCAAGUCUCAACUUGAGACUCGCGCAUGCCCAGAAGAGAUUCCCGAACGAGCCAGGACAUCGUGAUAGCGAGGAAAGUCUCUUCAAGAAUGUGAUGCGUCGUCACCUGCAUGCGAGCAGAGACGAAAGGAUCAGCCAACAUAGCUUAUUCAAAGACCCAAACAGUGCAACGAAUGACGGAGAAUUUACGAUACAUAUACGCGAGAUUGAUGAAUAGGAAUAGUAAAAUAAACAAAAUAUAC
Messenger RNA from Magallana angulata, 1653 nucleotides. Its product is annotated as monocarboxylate transporter 12-like. Gene Ontology annotation, biological process: transmembrane transport; monocarboxylic acid transport. Gene Ontology annotation, molecular function: monocarboxylic acid transmembrane transporter activity. The coding region runs from base 39 to 1628 and encodes 529 amino acids. NCBI's taxonomy places the organism in Eukaryota, Metazoa, Mollusca, Bivalvia, Ostreida, Ostreidae. The transcript has 5 exons. The record is from RefSeq and is a predicted model, not a curated record.